Messenger RNA from Triplophysa rosa, 8780 nucleotides. It is a transcript of the gene bmal2, whose product is annotated as basic helix-loop-helix ARNT like 2. Gene Ontology annotation, cellular component: cytoplasm; aryl hydrocarbon receptor complex; nucleus. NCBI's taxonomy places the organism in Eukaryota, Metazoa, Chordata, Actinopteri, Cypriniformes, Nemacheilidae. The coding region runs from base 2057 to 3865 and encodes 602 amino acids. Gene Ontology annotation, biological process: regulation of transcription by RNA polymerase II. The record is from RefSeq and is a predicted model, not a curated record. Gene Ontology annotation, molecular function: protein dimerization activity; RNA polymerase II cis-regulatory region sequence-specific DNA binding; DNA-binding transcription factor activity, RNA polymerase II-specific. The transcript has 19 exons.
UAGAGCGAACUCAAGCAAGACGAAGCAGAAGCGCGUUGGACGAGUGCUCUGAAAAACGACACACAGUGCCACACUUUGGGUUUUAACGCUACAAAACAGUAUUGCGCUGGUUACAUUUUGUUGUUAUGUGACGGAGAAGCCCGUUUUUAAGUCUAGUAUCUUGUGCCGUAGUUAUUUUGCGAGGCCUUGGCAGGUUGACUGCCGUCACAUUAGGUCUGCAGUGGCUAUGCUAACUCGAUUUUAUGUCUCAAAUGUAGUCAUACGGGUUUCUUCGCUUGCCAGUGGUCCUUUUUGACAGCUUUCGUUUACAUGUGGAGGGAAAAGUGCGGUUUAUAUAUUGCUGGUUUCCAUAUUGCCAACUCAAUGUUGUGUUGUUUUUUAAAAACCUCUGCACGGUAAAAAAAAAAAAAAGCGGGGCAUAAUGUGUAUGAGUGUCUGAUCCAGAAAAUAAGACAAAUAUUCGUUUAUAUUUAUAAUAUGUGCAGUGUAUUGUGCGUAUAUGACAAUAAUUUACCCAGAGCUAGUAUUUGAAAUUCAAUGUUUUUAAUCCUUUUUUAUUUGUUUGUUGAUCGGUUAUCAGAAUCAGAAAGAGCUUUAUUGCCAAGUAUGUUUGCACAUACAAGGAAUUUGUUUUGGUGACAGGAGCAUCCAGUACACAGAAACAGCAACAGCAGUACACAGAGACCAUAACACAAUAGAAUACAGUACACAGAUGAUUUAAAUAAGGGCCUAUGGGUAUAAAAAAAAAGAAAUGCAAUACAAUAAACAUAAGAUAAAGAUAUAGAGAGUAAAGCUAUGCUUGUAUCUAAAUAUGUACAUGUAAAAAAUAAGAAUAGACUGUUGUAGUACAAUGUAUGUUCUAUAUACAGCAGAAUUAAAUAUAAUUUACAGAAAAAAAGUUGUAUAAAUAAUAGAUAGUGUAUUAUCUGGAGGAUAUAAUUAAUAUUGCACUUAAUUAUUAUUGCACAGAGUUAUUCAUUUCACGAUGGGUAAAAAACAUUUAACUGUUCAAGAGGUAGAUGGCCUGAGAGAAGAAGCUGUUUUUGUGUCUGGUUGUUUUAGUGCUCUGUAGCGCCGACCAGACGGCAGCAUUGUGAAGAGAUGAUGGCUUGGAUGUGAGAGAUCCAGGGUGAUUUUCUGAGCCCUUUUCCUCACUCUGGAUGUAUAGAGUUCUUGGAGGGUGGGCAGGGGAGCACCAAUGAUCUUCUCAGCAGUCCAAACCGUCCUCUGUAGUCUUCUGAUGUCUGACUUUGUGGCUGAAACUGUUAUUACUGACAGUAGUCUAAAAGAAAAUGCAUAACUUAUCUGACGCGAGUGCUUCGAAAUUAUUUAAUUGGUCAAAUAGCGCCAGAUAGCCCAAAAAAGUUUUUCUAUAUUUGGUUUAUUAAAUUUAUUCAAACUCAUUUUCUUAAACAAUGUAUUAAUGGAAAGGUAUGUAAAAUGUUAAGAUUUGAAUUGUUGGUCACACAGAUACACUUUCUGGCACACAUGCAUUUUCUCAGUGGACUUUGUCCCAUCUGUAAUGAGAGAAACUGUCUUGUGAGGUAUAUAUGAAUCAUUAGUGUUGUGAGGUCAUAUAGUUGUGCUUGAUGGCUUGUUUUCAGUGUGUGUUUCGAACCUUGUAACGUGACUGUUGUGUAAUAUGUAGGUCAAACUCGGCACACUUGUAGGACACGGCUGUGAUGCCCACCUCUUCAUCAUGAGUUGCUUUCUCUCUUCAAUCACUGAUCAUUUACACAACAAGGCUUGACACAAUCUGUAGCACUAAAGCAUCGGAAGUUCACAACCCUGCCUUUUAUUCUUAUUAAACUGUUUUAACGUAACUCGUCUGUCAGCUUGGUUUCUCUUGUGGCAGACCCCCUCCUCUUUCCUAACAGUGAAAACGUGACUGGAAUGUAGGGUCUCAUAUGGAAAGUAUGUCUCUAAGCUCUUGCUGGCGGGAGAAGCUUUCGAAACCAAGAAUGAAAACGUUGACCUGCCUAAACUCAAGUUCAGUUGUAAAAGAGAUGCAUUAGAGGAAGAACCUCAGGGUCUCUCUGUCUCUCUGUCUGGUUUGAUGACCCCCGCCUCAGCCGCUGGCAUGGCCUCUGGCAUGGAGCUACCCAGAAAGAGGAAAGGCAGCAUGGACAUCCAGGAGACAAAAUCUGCAUCGAAUCUAGAUGAGGAUAUGGAGGAGGAUCGGGGCAGAUCGGAAGGAGAUGACCAGCAACUAAAAAUUAAAUGUAUCAGGGAACCUCACAGUCAAAUAGAGAAACGACGACGAGAUAAGAUGAAUAACCUGAUCGACGAGUUGGCGGCGAUGAUUCCCACCUGUAACCCCAUGUCCCGCAAGCUUGACAAACUCACUGUGUUACGAAUGGCUGUCCAGCAUCUCAAAUCGCUCAAAGGGGCGACCAGCUCCUUUGCAGAAGCCAAUUACAAACCUGCGUUCCUUCCUGAUGAUGAGCUGAAACACCUUGUUCUGAGGGCUGCAGAUGGAUUUCUCUUUGUGGUUGGCUGUGACCGUGGAAAAAUAGUCUUCGUCUCGGAGUCGGUUUCUAAAAUCCUCAACUACAGUCGGACGGAGUUGAUCGGACAGAGCCUUUUUGAUUACGUUCACCCCAAGGAUAUUGGGAAAGUAAAGGAACAGCUGUCCGCAUCUGAGCUCUACCCGCGAGAGCGCCUCAUAGACGCCAAAACUGGGUUACAGGUGCAGGCUGAGCUUCCUGUCAGUGUUGCUCGGCUCUGCUCCGGGGCGCGGCGUUCCUUCUUCUGUCGAAUGAAGUACAACAAAGUUACCGUCAAAGAGGAGAAGGGUUUUCAGGCUGCUGGCUCAAAAAAGAAAGAGUCGCAGCGGUACUGUACUGUGCACUGCACGGGCUACAUGCGCACCUGGCCCACACGCCAGCUUGGCACAGAGGGAGAGGCAGAGGCGGACAAAGACAGCGCCUACUUUAGCUGCUUGGUCGCGGUUGGCCGUGUGCACCCCCACACCCUCCCUCAGGCCAAUGGCGAGAUCAAGGUCAAGCCAACCGAAUUUGUCACCCGCUAUGCCAUGGAUGGCAAAUUCACCUUUGUGGAUCAACGAGCCACCACCGUUCUGGGUUAUUUGCCCCAGGAGCUGCUAGGCACAUCGUGCUAUGAAUUCUUCCAUCAGGACGACCUGCCACAUUUGGCAGAUAGACACAGAAAAGAAAGUCAUAUAGGUUUGGAACAACACAAGGUGCUGCGGAGUAAAGAGAAGAUCGAGACAAAUUGCUAUAAGUUUAAAACGAAACAUGGCUCUUUUGUCACCUUACAAAGUCAGUGGUUUAGUUUUAUAAAUCCCUGGACCAAAGAAGUAGAAUACAUAGUGUCAACCAAUACGGUUAUAUCCGAUAAAAGUAAUCCAGGUGGAUCAGGGGAUAAAGCCGAGCAGCCUAGCAGUUCUAAGGCCUCAGAAGAUGAUGCCAAGAAGUCCCAGCAUGUUCCAAUCAUCCCGGGUAUCUCCAGUGCAUCAGGCACCAUGAUUUAUGCUGGCUCCAUAGGGACCCAAAUCGCCAAUGAGAUAAUGGACUACAAUAGGAUGAACUCCUCACCAUCCAGCGGCAACACAAGUCCGUUCAGUUUACCACAGGACAAGUCUCCACUGGCACAGACCAGCAGCAACGUGCCAAACGGGGAAGCAACAGACAUGGAGAUACCUGGAAAGUCGAGCACGGAGGAGGGAGCACGGGGUGGUGAAAAUCUCAUGGAAGCAAGCUCUCAGUUGGAUCUGGAGGGGGUCCCGGGGUUGAGCGCUCUGAGCACCGAUGAGGCAGCCAUGGCCGUCAUUAUGAACUUACUUGAGACCGAUGCCAACCUGGGUGAGGCUGUGGACUUUGAUGAGAUGCACUGGUCUCUGUGAGCACAGCUCCAGCUUUUUUUUCAGCUUAUCCGGAGAUUUCAAACCAUUCAUUCACUUUCACCGGGCAGCAGGCCUUUGACUGUCCUAUUGCUUUUAUGUUUUUAAUUUAUUAGUAUUUUUUAAUACAUCUGGACUGCGUGGCAGAUCAUCUGAUGGCUAACCCUUGAAUAUCAGAAUGUGGAGGAACUCAAGAGUUUGUAAGAGGGACUCUUUGGGUCUCUCGGAGCUGAAUACCUUAAGCAACAGGACCAGGUUUUAUUUGGUCUGGUGUGCAGUUUCUUCAUCUCAGCUCUGAGGUCACUUCUGUCCCCUUGGCACGGAUCGAGGAGAGACAUACUUGGCCUGGCUCGUCGUGUUGAGAAAAACAUGCCUCUGCCAAUAAGGCAAAAACGAUCCAGUGGUGUCAGGAUUUCAAAACAAUUUCCUUAGUCACUCAACACUUGAACUGUGUACUGAUGCUUUAAAGCAAAGCUGGAUUCUUUUUCUUUCUUUUUAAGAAAAUGUGACUCCUUUGGCAGGGGAAGCCUGGUAGUUAUUUGACCGUUUUAAAGCAGAAAGCGUCUUGAAUUCAAUGUUUUAAAAUGAACAACAGUGUGUGGUUUUAUUGCUGAGCGCUUGUGGUCAAACAGAAGUACUUGAAAGACUUUAGAAACAUGAAAAUUGAGGAUCACCGUUAGGCCUGACAAUUUCUUUUCCUCCGUCUACAAACCUGUGUGUGAAUAUGUGCAUUUCCCUUAGACUGCCCUGCUGCUCUUCAAACAGUGUGAUAGAGUCAUGUCGAUCUGCUGUUGUGAAGGAAUUAGGGGUGUAACGAUACUUCGUAUUACGAUAUUUCGCGAUGCAAAACUGUUACGAUGCGCAUCGUAGAGAGAUGGGGAUAUUUUACGAUAUGUUUAAUUCUAUUCGUUCAGCGUCAAGACGCUACCUACUCUGCGCCAGCGCGUCACGUGUGCUUCAGAGAGAAGCACAAGACACAAUCUGUGUCCAAGUGGUUUACAAAGCGUCAUAAUUUCCUUCACAAUCGCCGUUAAAACACAGCAAACUUGAAGCGUGACUGCAGGCGAGUCACCCCGAAACUCAUUACAAAGGCAACACAAACGUUUUUAAAUGCCAAUGUUCAUUUAUCCGCUAACGUGAGCUGCUGCAUAACGUGAUAUGCCACAUAAAGUAAGCCAAAAGAAACCAGCGCUGUUCCGGUCAGAGAAGCGAUGAAGUGAGUCGUACUGUAUAUUAAAAGAUCGAAUGACAUGCUAAAAAACAAGUAUGUGAUCUGCAUGAUUGAAGAAAUGUAAUACAGUUUAUGUAAUGUCUUUUUGAAAGAUUUUUCUCAUUCAUUACUGUCUGGAGCAAAGACAGCGCAGCUCCAAAGAGACACGAGCCAAUAGCACUUGAGUGUGAGCUCUGUCAGAGCGUUUCAUUGGUUGAAUGUACUGAAUGAACACGCCCUUCACUGAACGAACGAGUCAAUUGAGUCAAAAUGAGACUGAAUGAACUGCUACGUGUCGUUCAUGGUCUAAUAUUCUCUGUGUUACAACAAUGCAUAUCCAGUAGUUACUCAAAAAAAGGUAAUGAGCUGGUUUAAUUUAAUUCCAAGGUAAAGUCAAUUAUGUCGAAACAGUUCAAUCUUUGUAUGGAACAUUUAAUUACACCAAUUAAAUGAGUUAAUCCAGAUAGAUUUUAGUAGACUAAUAUAAUGUAGAUUUCAUCGACUAAAACUAUGAUAAAUUAAGAUGACUAAAACUAAAUUGCAUUUUAGUCAAAAGACUAUGACUAAAACUAAAUCAAAAUUUGCUGUCAAAAUUGACACUGAUCUUAAUUCUAAUUUCAGUUAAGCCUUAAAAUGUUAAAAUUCUUUAUUAAGUUGUAUGUGCAACAAAAUAAGUUACACUGAAAUUGUUAAUAUUUUGAAAAUAAAUGUUAUUUGAGUUUCAGUUUCAUUUUUGAGUUUUGUUCAAAAUAUCGAGAUGUGUAUCGUAUCGUGAACCCAGCAUCGAGAUAUGUACCGAAUCGUGAGCUGAGUGUAUCGUUACACCCCUAGAAGGAACGUUUGGAUGAGAUGAGAUGGGCUCACAGAAGCGCUAAGUUGGCCACAAAUAAGGGCAGGGUUUCUCAGGGAACUAUACUGCGUGGAAAAAAACCUUGAAAUCCUUUAUUAAAAAUAAGCCAAGAACCAAUUGUUUGAGCUCUGAUAGUGUUAACAUGGUGUUAAUGACUUGUUCAGGGGUUCAUUUCAUCGUCAUUCGUUCUUUUGAGUGUUGUCUGAACUCUGCAUCUUGGGAAUUCAUCAUCCCAUUUCAUAGAUGGGAAUAUCUAAUUUGGGAAAUUGCUAAACUGAACUUCAAAAUGCUAACAUAAGCACUUUUUGUUGGGAUAAAGCAGUAUAGUGAUGAGGAGAGAUGAUUCGAUAUAUUUUUCAAGCUGUUAGCUUCAAGCGGUAGGCUAAUACACAUUUUAACUCUAGUCACUAAGGCAUCCUGCGUAAAGAAUACUUUACAGCAUCUAAAAUGGGGAGAUCUGUCAUUUAGUCACCCUCACGUUGUUCUAAGCUAAUGACUUUUACACUGACAUUUUUUGUGUUCCUUGGAAGAGCAUUGCUCAUUUCCAUAUAGCAAAAGAGUGUAAUGAGAAGAAUUCUGUACAACUUGCACAUUAUUCAAGAUGUUAGUCCGAAUCCCUCCCCUUAUAGCUUUCAAGUUUUAGGAAACUUCUAAUACAUUCAUUGGGUUUAUCUAUGGUAUCUUUAUGGAUCUUUGUUGUCCUUUAUGGAGCUUAAUAGCUUGUAUGGAAAGUAAAAUAUAUUGCAUUUGUGUUCCACUGAGGGACGAAUUUUCACUUGUUGGUGAAAUAUUUCUUGUACUUACCACAGAAGACCUUAUAACGUGUUUUCAGGAUUUUAUAUUCACAAUGUGUGAUUUUUUUUACCUGAUUAGAAACAUACUUAAAAAAAUUAUACGCCUUGGCAAAUGAGCAAAAUGAUCUUGUUGUAAUUGUCCUUUUUUGUAAUAAUAAUUCCCUGACUUCAGCAUUGGAGGAUGACUGAGAUACUGAUUUUCUCUGUAUUUUUUGUUCAUGUUCUUCUAAAACACCAUCAUCUGAUUUGUCCAGGAAACUCACCGAUUCACAUUUCAGCACGGCUUUGUCAGAACUUUUUCUUUUGAAAGAUGAGCAUUACUAAACUGAUUUACUGUGAUUGUGCAGACGUGCCACAGGAGUGCAAUGGCCUUGCACAAAGAAAGGUGUGAUUCUUACCAAUAUGCCAAAGUAAUUUGACCACAGAGAUAUUUUGAGCACCCUUAACUCUCAGCUGCCCUGUGCUGUCAGACGUUGUGUAAUUAUGUGGCAAUGAUGUGAGCUGCUUUUAAAAAGGUCUUCAUGUCAUCUUGUGUGUUGCCACAUGCUUCCGAGAGCUUACUUGAAGAAACCAACCCGCUCUACCCGACUGCAUAAAACGCAGCAAGAUGACACUGCACCUCUUCGAUUUUUAUCACCUCCUUUUCCUAUCCCAGACGGCUUUGCAAACAAAUACAUUAUUCACACAUAUAAUGGGUAUUUCCUUAAACCUGACUGAAAUUUAAUGGAUUCACGUGUAAGGGCUUGUCACACAGCAGGCUAGAUGUACUAGCCGAUCAGAAUUCUGGUUUUGAUUGGGCGGUUGUGGCCUUAAAGGGACAGUUCACCCACAAACAAAAUUCUCUCAUCAUUUACUCGCCCCAAAUCUGUAUACAUUUCUUUGUUGUGAUGAACACAGAGAAAGAUAUUUGGAAGAAUGCUUGUAACCAAACACUUCUUGGCCACCAAUGACUACCAUAGUAGGACAAAUUACAAUGGUAGUCAAAAGGGCCCCAGAACUGUUUGCGUUUCUACAUUCUUCAAAAUAUGUUUAACAGAACGAAGAUAUUUAUAAUGCAAUUUUUCCAUGGUAGUCAAUGGUGGCAAAGAACUGUUUGGUUACAAGCAUUCUCCAAAUGUCCUUCUCUGUGUUCAUCAGUACAAAGAAAUGUAUACAGAUUUGUAACAACUUGAGAGUGAGUAAAUGAUGACAGAAUGUUCAUUUUUGGGUGAACUGUUCCUUUAAGCACAGGAACAGGCUCUACCCAAAACUCUUAAUAAAGAAGCUAAAAGGGUUCUUCAGUGAUAAGUGAUUUCUUGGUUCCCCAAAGAUCCUUUCAAUCAAAGCUAAAUAUUAUGUAGUUUGUGACUUUAUAGUCUGAUGAUUUACCUUUUAUUUUUAAGAGUGAACUGUACAAGCUGUGCCAUAUCUGCAGGCCGGUCCCAUAAAGGGGUCAUUUUUUCAUUUGAAUCUGCAUUUCAUGCAUCUCUCCAUAAUGUUUUGGUUUUGAAUGUGACUGUUCUGUUUGGAGUGUCAUUCUUUAUUUGCACUUGGCAGACAUCAAGUACUGUACUGUAGGUUAGAACCACAGACCUUGUCUUCUCGCACUCUUGUCCUCAUUCCAGUCUCAAUUUGUGCAGCCUAAACAAUGUCUUGAUUUUUAUGUUGUUCCAGUAAUAUGCAUGCAUGCCUUUUUGUGUACCCUUUGCUUUCUCUUCGUCACUCUUGUUUGUUACCUGAAGGUAUCGGAUAAAGGUUUUUGCCUUAUAAGACAGACAAAGACUUGUUCUUUUUUUCUAGUUUGUUUCUGUCUGUCUUGAGUGUGUGAUGAGAGAAUCUGAAGACUGUUCAUCUACUGGGUUUAGUCAGUUAAUGGUUUAUCGUGUUUGGGGAGCAGCCGUUGGGUUAAGCCGCAGAUCUGCAUGACCCCCUUUGUUUUCUGCUUGUGUCCUCCCCCCGUUUGUUAUGGAGCAUCUGUAUGACGCCAUCGCUGCUGCUGUCUACAAGUCUGGUUUGUAGCAGAUAAUCUGUCUCUACGGACCGACAUGUAAAAAGAAUCUUAAAUAAACAACAACAUUAGUUUCU